AUGUCUCACGAAGAGGAUCUCAUCGACUACUCCGACGAGGAAAUCGGCGGCAACGAGACCGCCGCUGCCUCCAACGGCAAGAAGGGUGACCCCGCUGCCGGCAACAAUGUCGACAAGAAGGGCAGUUACGUCGGCAUUCACUCGACCGGCUUCCGCGACUUCCUGUUGAAGCCUGAAUUGAUUCGAGCCAUCGGCGAUUGCGGUUUCGAGCAUCCAUCGGAGGUUCAGCAAACUUGCAUUCCCCAGGCACUCCUCGGUGGUGAUAUCAUUUGCCAGGCCAAGUCGGGUCUUGGAAAGACUGCUGUCUUCGUCCUGGCUACUCUGCAGCAAAUUGAGCCCGUUAAUGGCGAGGCCUCUGUUGUCGUCAUGUGUCACACUCGUGAGCUGGCCUACCAGAUUCGCGAUGAGUACAACCGAUUUAGUAAAUACAUGCCCGACAUCAAGACUGGCGUCUUCUAUGGUGGUACUCCCAUCAACAAGGACAUCGAAACCAUCAAGAACAAAGAUACCUGCCCCCAUAUCAUUGUCGGUACUCCCGGUCGACUUAAGGCUCUUGUUCGGGACAAGGCACUUCGACUUGGAAGCGUUCGUAUCUUCGUUCUUGAUGAGUGCGACAAGAUGCUGGAGCAACCUGGAACCUCGGAUGGAUUCAUGUCUGACGAUGAAAUCAUAGAUAUGCGCACUGAUGUGCAGGAUGUCUUCCGCGCCACGCCCCAGCAGAAGCAGGUUAUGAUGUUUUCGGCCACCCUCUCAGACAGCAUCAAGCCUAUCUGCCGCAAGUUCAUGCAAAACCCCACAGAACACUAUGUGGACGAGGAUACCAAGCUCACGCUCCACGGUCUUCAGCAAUACUACAUCAAGCUCGAGGAGAAUGAGAAGAACCGAAAGUUGAAUGAUCUUCUUGAUGAGCUUCAGUUCAAUCAAGUCAUCAUUUUCGUCAAGAGCACUCGUCGUGCAAACGAGCUCGACAAGCUGCUGCGCGAAUGCAACUUCCCAUCCAUCGCUGUCCACUCCGGUGUCAGCCAAGAGGAACGUAUCCGCCGCUACAAGGAAUUCAAGGAGUUCAAGAAGAGAAUUUGCGUUGCUACCGAUGUUUUCGGCCGUGGUAUUGAUAUUGAACGUAUCAACCUGGCUAUCAACUACGAUCUCACUACCGAAGCCGACUCUUACCUCCACAGAGUUGGUCGUGCCGGCCGUUUCGGUACCAAGGGUCUGGCCAUCUCCUUCGUCAGCAGUGAGGAGGAUGCCAACGUGCUUAAGGAGAUUGAGAAGCGUUUCGAGGUUGCCCUUCCUGAAUUCCCCAAGGAAGGUGUUGAUGCUAGCACCUACAUGGCAUCUUAA
Messenger RNA from Clonostachys byssicola, 1341 nucleotides. The record is from the annotation of a GenBank genome assembly. NCBI's taxonomy places the organism in Eukaryota, Fungi, Ascomycota, Sordariomycetes, Hypocreales, Bionectriaceae.